AUUGAGCAUUCAUCCUGAACUUUACUGAGCGUUCUUUUAUGGUAUUCACGAGCUAAAGUCUUACCACAUCAUUUGCAUUUCUUUUUUUUUUUUUUUUCAAAUGGCGUAUAAUUCUUCCAGCUCUUCCACCUCCAUUCCUCUCCCUACCCUACCUGAUGUUUCCACCUUCCUUAAGAUUAAACUUGACCCUACCAAUUACCCUCUCUGGCAAGUCCCGAUGCUUACCUUGCUUCGUAGCAGGAAUCUCGUCUCCUAUGUUGAUGGCACUAGCAAAUGUCCUCCUGCCUUUCUCAAAGAUGAUGAGGGCAUUUUUACUGAUACUGUGAAUCCGGAGUUUGAAGCAUGGAUUCAACAAGAUGCUAUGGUUAUGUCCUGGAUCAAGAGCUCUGUUCAUCCCACUGUGUUGGGUGCCCUAAUCGGGAAAACCAGUUCUCAUUCUGCAUGGAUCUGUCUGCGCGAACGCUAUGAUUUGCAGUCCACUGGCCGUCUUCUUCAACUUCGCAGUGAGCUGAUGAACACCCACCGUGGUGACUCCUCCAUUGCUGAGUUUCUCGGUCGUGUCAAUUGCCUCGCUGAGACUCUCUCCUUAUCCGGUGCUCCUGUUUCUGAGUCAGAUAUUGUUGCCAUUGUUCUCAACAAUGUUGGUCCUGCAUAUGAAAGCACCGUGGCUUCUGCUCAGGCUCGUGAUGAAGCCAUAUCUUACAGUGCUUUGGAGGCCCUUCUGCUCAGCGCUGAGCGCAGUCAAGAGAUGGAUACAGUCUUCUCUGAUGAUACUGGACCUACUGCUCUCGCUGCUGCUUGUGGCGGUUGUCCUGGUACCUUUCGUGGUUGUGGCGAAGGCUAUGGACGUAUUCGUGGUGGCACAAGUGCUAGUUCUAGAAUGGCUUACAUUCCAACACACAAGCGGCACUUGAAGGAAUCGGAGAGGACAUUGCUGACAUCAGAGCUGCUUGCUUCACAAUUGAAGAAAAACUUAAAUGUCAAUCCAUGUAACAUGUCUAAUGUGGAUGGGACUGGAAGAAUAGUUUAUGCAGACCAUCCUACACAUAGAUGGUGUGCCGUAGCUUUGGAUGACGAGAACCAGUUUCCAUCUUCUGUUAAUCUUGAACCUGUUACCUUGGAGUCUGCUGAGCCGAAAAUUGGAAAUAAAUUUCUAGCUUUGAUCAAUACUAGUAUAGAUAACGAAGGCGGUGAGGUGAAAUUGAAUUCGCGAAGGAGCCUUGGGGCAUCUAUAGCAGAAAAUGUGCUGGAAGACUUAGUUUCUUCUUUCGAACACAUGAGGAAUGAAAUGAAGUGUGCAAAGCUCACAGAAGUAAAUCCUACUUUGGUUGCUAGAGUGGGCAAAGUACUUUUUCGUAGGGUCCCUUCAGUUAGCAUCGAAUCCAUCAGAAGAAAUUUGUGUCCUGAAAUCUUGAAACGAUGGGGGCGAUCGUUUUACCCAAAUGUUCCUGUUUCAUAUAAGGAAAGGAUUGUGAACGAAGUUGUCCCACAAAUUGGAGUUGAUUUCGAAGAGGAGGAAGAUAUAUACGAAUUACAGUUGUCUGAUUCUACGAGUCCAGAUCCAACUCUCUCCUGCAAAUGUCGGGUAAUGAAGGAACAUGGAACGCUACAACUCUACGAGGGUUUAUAUCCUGAGACUUACAUCGAAAUGUCAACUUUCUUUCAGAUCAAAUUGAAACCAGUGCGUAAAAUGGUAAUGGACAUUUCAUGCACUACUAAGAAUCUGGACCUGAGGCUAAUGCUAUGCACUAAGAGACUCGUAACUGAUCUGACUGAUGAUGAGAUGCAAAGCAUUACGGAUCUCGUUAAUUCUGCGAUUCUAGAUCCAGAAGUGAAGGGUGGAUUGAGAUGGCCCCUGGGGAAGGAGUCUUCUGGAGAUAAAUACAAAGUUCUUAGGGUUUGGCACGUAAGAGCUAAUACGUAUAGAAAUUCAUCACUGAGAUUGAAAGUAAAACACUAUGACCGAUUUGAUUUUAGAACCCUAACCGGGGAAGCUUCUUGGGUGGCGAGUCUGGUGCUGGAAAACGUAAUGUCAAAGUUACGGGAAGAAAAUGUCGAAGUCAGCUCGGUUUAUGAGAUGCUUAAGGAAAAUAUGCAGUUUAUAUGGGAUAACUUCUUGAGCUGUGAAAGUUUUUUAACAUGAAAUUGCUUGUUGUUGUAAAUCAGUGAUCACUGUCUAUUCGACUUGUAUAUAUCUGUUUCCUUCCUUAGUUUUAUGUUCAACUUUUAGCAUCGUUUGAUGGAUAAUUAGUAACUGUUUUAUUGAUUUCUUGCAAUUCUGCUAUCUAUUUGUAUCUGGCAUAGUUGAUGGUUAAUGCACUUUUGGCAAUUUCAUUUCGAUGACUUCAUUGCCAGUAACUGCUUCGGCU
This is a messenger RNA of Malus domestica (apple), 2369 nucleotides long. Lineage: Eukaryota; Viridiplantae; Streptophyta; Magnoliopsida; Rosales; Rosaceae. The record is from RefSeq and is a predicted model, not a curated record.